GGGCCGCUCCUGUCACGAGCCUGUUCUGGGGCCUGCGAGCCGGUGCUGGGGGUGCGCGGCCUGUCGUGGCGAGACCUUGCGCGCCGAGACGCGACUGGACGGGCCGGCGGCAGCCCUCAGGGGACGACAUGCCAACUGCCAAGCAGCUAGCUGACAUUGGCUACAAGACCUUCUCUGCUUCCAUGAUGCUCCUCACUGUGUACGGCGGCUACCUCUGCAGUGUCCGAGCCUACCACUUGUUCCAGCGGCGCAGCCUCCGGCGCCAGGCUGCCGAAGAACAGAAGCCCUCAGGAGUUCUGUAGAGCCAGCGACUCUUUUCUUUAAGCAGAGAGGCCUGAGGCAUGCUGUGGAAAGACCUCACCUGCAGUCAUUUCCAAGUCAAGAGAACUAUGGUUUUCAAACCCUGCUGGAAAGAAGUUCCCUUGUUCUCCCUGGUACUGCCAGUUUGGGGAGGCUAUUGAGUCAUGACAGGAAUUGGAGGGUGAGGCCCACCUACAAACAAACAUUAAAUAUCUUGCCAUGAAUGCGUCUUGGCGUUUUU
Talpa occidentalis (Iberian mole) is the source of this 541-nucleotide messenger RNA. RefSeq names its product cytochrome c oxidase assembly protein COX14. The record is from RefSeq and is a predicted model, not a curated record. NCBI's taxonomy places the organism in Eukaryota, Metazoa, Chordata, Mammalia, Eulipotyphla, Talpidae. Bases 129 to 302 code for a protein of 57 amino acids. The transcript is spliced from 2 exons. Gene Ontology annotation, biological process: mitochondrial respiratory chain complex IV assembly. Gene Ontology annotation, cellular component: mitochondrion.